Saccostrea echinata is the source of this 4512-nucleotide messenger RNA. Its product is annotated as tetraspanin-7-like. The transcript is spliced from 7 exons. NCBI's taxonomy places the organism in Eukaryota, Metazoa, Mollusca, Bivalvia, Ostreida, Ostreidae. Gene Ontology annotation, cellular component: membrane. The coding region runs from base 105 to 1052 and encodes 315 amino acids. The record is from RefSeq and is a predicted model, not a curated record.
UGCAGCGGAAGUAGCAAAUGCAGUCGUACAAGAAAGAUUGACAAAAAAUAUGUGACAGAGAAAGUACAGUAUUUUCAAAGACACUGAUUCAAAAGAUUUUCAGAAUGGGCUGCCGCAGUGAAAGUGGGGUUAGGUGCUUGAGAAUUUUCGUCAUAACCGAUGCUAUAUUAAUAUGGUUGAUUGGUGGAGCAAUAUUUGGUUUUUCUCUCUGGCUAUUGGUUGAUUUCUUUGUGAAUGAGUACCAGGCUGCAUCAGAUGACCUUAAACAGUCCAAGUAUGUCAUCUACGUGUUUGUGGCAGCAGGUGGAUUCAUGGUCGUGUACAGCCUCAUUGGAAUCAUUGGAGCCAUUAAACCAAACUGGAAGUGUCUCCUUAUCAUUUAUCUGGUUUGUCUGGUCCUGUCUAUGCUGGUUCUCAUUGGAGGGACUGUGUGGUGUUAUGUAUACAGACAUGAGAUUGAAAUAAAGCUGAAGAAUACCUUUGUGACGAUUGUUCCAAAUAACUAUGGAAAAAACACAGUGGUGACUCGGGCCCUUGAUUUUAUGCAGAGUGAGCUUCAGUGUUGUGGUGGACAAGGCUACACAGAUUACAAGAACUCUGACUGGAGUAACAACCUUCAGAUUAAUGAGAACAUAGGCUAUACACAGGACAACAUAGCUCCACUCAGCUGCUGUAAUUACUAUGACAGGAACAAAGAAACACAAGAUACUGCUUAUCAGACCUGUCCCAUCUGCAUGGAUCAACUGUCUGGUCAAAAUCCACUUGUCUGUAGUAAUGUCAACCCUAAGAUAUGGAAAACACCUUGCAAUGAAGCAGUAGUCAAAUUUUUCAAAGAAAAUUUAGGGAUUGCUGCAGGAGUGGCCAUAGGUGUACUAGCUUGUCAGCUGUUUGGUAUUAUUUUGGCCUCUGUGUUGCUUCACCUAUAUAACAGCAGAUACACACCAUAUGAUGCAAAUAACGAUGAUGUAGUUUAUGAAAUGGCCAGAUGUCAAGAGAAAUCCCCUUAUCCAACACGAGGGACAGGACCCUAUGCCAAUCUGUACAAUAACUAAAUGAAGAACACUGCAAUCAUGUCAUCAUAACCAACAGUCAUGUCAUAAAAAUCAUCAGCACCGAACCAGCACAUCACUUAGGCCAAACAAAAAAAUAUGUGUGGUUCCGGUUACACCUCCAAAAAAAUUAGGGUAGGUAGGUAGGGAUUUUUUUUUUUUUUUUCCCCACAAAAUGAUUUUCUUAAUUUUCUAAAUAAUACCUAUUACUGCUUUGCAAAUGACAUUUAGAUGUAGUGUGAUAAUAUACACUGUACUAGUCAAUAUUGGUAGGGGACACGGUCACACCUACGUGCUAGCUUGCUUUGGAUUUAACACUAUUAAACACUUGCACUAUGUUGUGCAAGGAGGCCAUCAUUGCUAAAACUUAAAGCAGAGCCAUUGAUGGAAAUCGGGGAAAAUUUCCGGAAAAAAUAUGAAAAUUGCCAAAAAAAAAAAGGUUAGGGUCGGGGGUAUAAAAUAGAGACGGUCGGGUAACCGGAACCACACAUAUUUUUUUAUUUGGCCUUACAUGUAAAUGUGAAACCAGUGAUCACACCAUCUUCAAUCUGGCUUCCAUCUCAAAUUGCUGCACCAGCUUUAAAGCUAGCAUUCCUGAAUGUGAGUCUUCAUUUGGAUGCAUUUAAUACAGUAGUUCAGAUCAGCAUUUAUAGGUAAUGAAUCUAUUAAAUUAUCUCACUGACAAAUCUAAACACUUUUUUAUGGAGAAUUUAAAGAGUUAUAGAUGUAAUGGCUGUACUUGAUCAUGUCAAAAUUGAUUGUCUUUGGAAUUUUUCUGUCUCUCAAGGCUAUUACAGGUAGUAAUUUCUUGAUAAAAACUUUAUUGUAUGUAAUUGUUUUGUGUGAUAUCUCCUUGAUAAUUUGUACCUAGUCGUUGGAAGGUUUGAUAAGAACAUGACAGCUAUUAAUUGAUGCACUACUAUUUGUUAUUUUUGUAUUAAAAAGAAAAUUUUAAAUUCAUUUCAAUGCAUGUAAACGUAUGUUAUAUCUGACUCAUUGAUGAGUAUAACUUGUUGGUGAGUCUCAUGUUUGAGUGUUUAUUUGUAUUUUUAUGUCUAUCAUGAAUCUUUUUCUUAAGAAGGGAUGUGCAAUAAAUGUUGUUUCACAGGUGCAACAUACACUGUAUAUUUUUCUCAAUAGGUACACUAUUACCUAUUGGUAGGUACUCCUAGGAAAAGUCAAAAUGAACACUGUACUUGUGCUCAAAAUAUACAUGUAUUUAACAUUUCUACAAAGUAAGAGUCAACUUCUUUUUACAUUCAUAUACAUGUAACAAACCUAAUUUUACACAACAGGAUAAACCAUUAAUUGUAUGAAAAGAUUUAGUAAUAUUCAUAAAUGUACAUGUGUAUCUUUGUUUUAGAAAACAUUAUGGAAACUUUCAAGAGACAAGUUUUUUUUUUUAAACCUGUCUUUACAUGUGUUACUUAUGUUGAACAAGAUCUGAGCAGAGGUGGAUUGGAAUGUUUUAGAUUUUGUACUAAUCAUUCACAGAAUUCAUGUAUUGGACAGAAAUGUAUUGAUAGAUUCAUGAUCAUUGAUGACAAACUUUCAUUUGUUGUAAAUUUUCCAACUUUUACAUGUUGUCUGUUAGAAAUGUAAAUAUGAUUCAUUCAUUAGGAUCAUUGACUAUGCCCUGUAGAAUAGUUUCUAUUGUAGAAUAGUUUCCAUUUUCACAUGUAACUUUGUAGUUAAUGUGCUAUUCCUUAUUGUAUAUAUUCUUGCUUAUGCAAUGUUCGUAUUAUUUUGAUGUCAUACUAGUGAGUCAUAUCAAAGCCACCAGCUAAUAUAGCCUCAGCAUCCAGAAAAUAAAAACCACAUUUCGUUGACUUUUAAUCUUUCUGUUAAUUUGUGCAUAAUGAUGUUUAGUUUGUAGAAGUAAUAUUAGUAUGUUGCAGAUAUUUAUAUAGUGAAAUGGGAUUUGAUUUUACAAAAGCCAUAUGUUAUUGUGAUAUUUUUUCCAGUUCUAUAUAAAAGAAAUGUAAACACAUAACAUAGGAAAAGGACUGGAAUUAACUAGGUUUUUGUGUAUUUUAUUCUGCUACAAAAAGAACUUUCAUUAGAAUUAUAUAUGAUUUUAUAUAUUUACUUUUAUUAGAGUUAAUAUUUUAGCAUACUAAAUUUAGUGUUUUGUAUUACAAACAUAGAAGUAACAAAAUAAUUUACAUGUAUACUUGAAGUAAAAUAUUUUGGAAUGAUAUUGUUUGAACUUGAUAAAUUUGUCAAAACAAAAUUUUGAAAUACAAUGUAUGGCACAAUAUUUUGGGACCACAUUGAUAAAGUGAGACCAACGUUUUCAGUUAGAUGUAAAAUAAACUUUAUAUUCUUGACAUCUCUAAUGUCUUUCAAUUGUCAGUUGUUUCAAAUAUAUGAUUCUAUUAAACAUUUUUCUAUACUUUUAUGACCUUAACAUUUGUUUUUAACAUUGGCAGUUAUUACCAAUGGUUGCACUCGCAGAAGCAAAAUUUACAUGACUUUUAAUUCGAUUUUGUAGAUUGUUUAUUUACAGGUUGUCAUUUUAAUGAUUUGAUUUAUUCAAGAUGUUUUUCAGUAUUUAUGAAUUAUUCAUUUUGCCCUGUGUAUGUAUAAUCCAUUGUAUAGUCUAGUAGUGUUCCUAGUCUCAAUGCCGUUGCUGUAAAUCUACUCGGUUUUCCUGCUUUUUCCUAAACCAUGGAAUUCAUGAAAAAUGGUCAUAUAUAUCCCUGAUCAAGUAUAGUGAAAUAUUUCCUCUUCAUUGUAGUUACAUGUAGCAAAAGUCAGUCAUUUUUAAGAAUGGGAGGUGAGAGGGGCUUGAGAAUUUUACAGAAUUGUCUGAAUUUUACAUCAUUUUGCAAAGUGUAGACAAAUAUGUUUUCAUAAUACAAAAACUUGGAAAUGGAACAUUAAUGUUAAGUUACAGAGGUGUUUUGAAUUAAAAGUAAAUUUAUUCACAAUAUUGAAAACUAGUGAAGUCCUCAAUUUACAUAUAAACAAACAUGUUUUAAAAGAGAUGUGACUGGUCUGUAAAUGUAGAUUUACAGCAAUACUGUUCUUAUCUUUCUCUGUUCAUUCUGUAAUCAGUGAAAAUCAUCUCUCCACGUUAGCAUUACUGUAUUGAAAAGACAUGGAGCAUUUUAAUAUAUCCAUAUUGUACUAUAUGUAUAUUAUUGGUUGUAUACAGCAUAAAACAGGUUGUUUAGAUUGAUAAUUUUUAUAACUUGAUUUUUUUUAUUACAGUAUAUUAACUGUACCUGUCAAGCAAAGAUAUACAUCUUUUUCAGUGGUGUUGUAUUUUAUAGUAACUUGUAAUUUUUAUUGUGACAAUAAAAGUGUUAGACAUAAAUAAAUGACUAUGUGUUUUUGUUUACUGGUUGUAGAAGGAAGAGCUUAUUUGAUGGUGUAGUGUCCAUUAGCCAUCCUCUGUCUAGAUAUUCAUCAGUAAACAUUUUUUUUUAAAACUACUCUUCCUACAGCUUUUGCCACA